This is a messenger RNA of Gloeophyllum trabeum ATCC 11539, 1521 nucleotides long. RefSeq names its product S-adenosyl-L-methionine-dependent methyltransferase. Lineage: Eukaryota; Fungi; Basidiomycota; Agaricomycetes; Gloeophyllales; Gloeophyllaceae. Gene Ontology annotation, molecular function: O-methyltransferase activity. The transcript has 14 exons. The record is from RefSeq and is a predicted model, not a curated record. The coding region runs from base 1 to 1356 and encodes 451 amino acids.
AUGUCUUCCGCAUCAACCCCCCUAGACGCCGCGCCGCUCAAUGCUCUCGUUGACGUGAUUUCCUCUGCACUCAAGGACAUCGUCACUGAGUAUUCAAAGAUCGGCAGCACGGUACCCACCCUCGACGAGACUCGCUUGGGACCUUUCGAUAACACGGAGCAAUACAACCUUCGCCUCAAUAGAGCGGUACAGAUAGUAGAGGGAGCCUGCGCCCAGCUUUGCGCUACGGUCGCCAGGCCGUCACAUUACUUGACUAAUAAAGCUUACUGUUUCUAUGAGUGCUCUUGCCUAGAGGUUGCUUUCAGCGCAAGGAUAUCUGACAUCCUGCUGGAUAAGCCGAAUGGUAUGCACGUCUCAGAGCUGUCGAAGGCCUCCGGUGUCGAAGUCGGAAAGCUCGGAAGAGUCUUGCGACUCCUCGCAACGCAGCACUGCUAUCGUGAGGUCGAGCCCGAUGUCUUUGCUAAUAAUCGUCUGAGCAUGAAGUUGCUCUCGAAUGAUCCCAUCGGAAACUUCAUCGGUCAUAUAACCGACGAGUGUAUGAAGGGUGGAUCUCACUUAUGGACGGCCCUCUCAGAUCCGGAAUGGGGUACCUCGUACGAGGUAGAGAACACUGCAUUCAAGAAAGCGAUGGGUCUGUCAAUCUUUAACUGGUAUAACGAAGAUCCUCGGGGGAAAUCUGUCCAUGAGCGAUUCAACCAGGGGAUGAUCGGUUUAGGAGAAUUUAAUGGUAGAGGCCUUCUGGCGAAAGCGUAUCCUUGGGAGACUUUGCCUGAAGAUACAGUCCUAUGCGACGUCGGCGGAGGCAACGGUCAUGCUUCGUUAAUAGUAUUGAAGUCCUUCCCGCACGUUAAAGCUAUCAUUCAAGAUCAAGAGCAUGUGGUGUCCACCGGGAAGGCGCUGUGGAGUCGUGAAUGCCCUGGUGCUCUGGAGAAAGACAGAGUGGCAUUUGUGCCCAUUGAUUUCUUCCGGGACACGCCAGUGCGUGACUGCGACAUAUACUACGCCCGACAUGUACUACAUGACUGGCCAGACGCAGAAUGCGUAAAGAUCCUUGCCAAUAUUCGGAAGGCUAUGAAACCAUCCAGCAGAGUAUUAAUACAUGAAUACAUUUAUCAAAACGUGUCCCCCACUCGGACUCAGGCCUAUACACUAGAUAAGGCUCCCGAACCACUGCUUCCUAACUUCGGAGCUGGCAGGUUUAAGGUCUAUACCCAGGACAUAAACAUGAUGGCGUUGAUGAAUGCGAAGGAACGGUCGCCAGAAAUGUUUAUUGAACUUGGAGAACAAGUGGGCCUGAAGUUCGUCAAGUUCCACAACUCUGGGGAGACCGGCCUCGUAGAGUUCGCUCUUGCCUGAUCAUGAAAUGGGUGAAAUUAUUUCGUACGAUUUCUAUCAAAGCCCGACUCAUUACAUGUAUUACUUGGGAACACUCAACUCUCCCUGUAGUUAGCUUCGAGAACGAUGUAUUGCUUCACCAGCAAAUGAUCUGAUGUACAAUAUACCUCUGAAUCAAUGAUAUAU